GAAUCUAUUCUUAGCGAACUAUUCAACAAAAAAACCUUAAAACGAAAACUGAAGAAACAAAGAAAAAAUAAGUACAAAGAACUUUACGAAAAAUAUAAAAAACUUUACACAAAUGAGAAAAAACAAAACGGAGAAUAUAUUUCUCUUUUGAAUGAUGCUUGUGACUAUUUUGGAAAAUCUUGGAGAGAGUUUCUUAACGAUAUUGAAGAAGCAAAACAAUCCGACGAUUAUUCGAGAUAUCUUGUGAAUGAUAUCUUAAAAGAAGAAGAUCAACUCGAUAACGAAGAAGUUAUCAAUUUAACAAAUGAAGAAGGUGUCAUCGACAAUGUUGUUCUGAAUGAGGAUUUUGAUUAUGAAUACUAUUUUAAGCUCGAUAAGAAUAAUACAUUUUUGAUUAAAGAUUGUUGUUUCAUGCAGCAUUUUGAAGAUUCGUUAUCAGCGUAA
Molecule: messenger RNA, 444 nt
Organism: Racocetra persica
Lineage: Eukaryota; Fungi; Glomeromycota; Glomeromycetes; Diversisporales; Gigasporaceae
Source: the annotation of a GenBank genome assembly